AUGAUUCAGGCUCAUAAGGCUGGCAAGGUACGCCACCAAUCAGCUGCAGUGACCGACAAACGAUUGGAGAUAAUGAAAGAGAUCAUUACAGGAAUCCGCGUGGUUAAGAUGUACGCCUGGGAAUGGAACUUCAGAGACCUUGUUGCCCAAAUAAGAAGAAAGGAAAUCUCACUGAUUCGUAUCCGAGGGUUCCUUGUCUCCAGUAUCUACGCCCUGUUCUUCUCUAGCUCAGCCAUGGCAGGAUUUAUUUCAGUCACAUCUCUGCUUUUUACAGAUGCUUCGCUGACGUCGUUUAAAGUCUUUACAUUGCUUACCCUUUUAACUAACAUAAAGAUGGUAAUCACGAUCUCUAUAGCAGAUUCAUUACGCUACAUUGCCGAUGCAAGAACUGCAUGCAGUAGGAUGCAGAACUUAAUAGAAACGAAAUCCAUGUUAAGACGCAAAAUGGAUUACCAAGAAUAUCGUUCUAAUUUAGAGGUUUACGUCAAAGGUAGAAAGUAUAAACCCCAAUUUAUUAGAAUUGAAAGCUUUCGAAAUGGAAAACCGGCAUUGCUUAGUGCUCAGAAACUGGAACAAGCAGGUCAGGACAUCAAUCCACUGGUAUCUCUUGAGAAUGUUACAUGUGUUUGGAGCCAUACGUCAGAGCUUCCUACUUUAGAUAAUGUGUCGUUGAAUGCUACUAAUGGACAACUUGUGGGCAUAACAGGGCCAGUUGGAAGCGGCAAAACAUCAUUGCUGAUGACCAUCUUGGGUGAAAUCCCAAUCUCCUCUGGUAAAAUGUCUUUUAUUGGAAAAAUGGCUUUUGUCUCCCAAACGCCAUGGGUCUAUUCUGGUACUGUGCGAGACAACAUCGUUUUUGGUAAAGAGUUCCAUGAGCAAAAGUACAAUAAGGUUAUCGAAGUCUGUGCCUUGAAGAAAGAUAUAGCAAGCUUUACGAAACGUGAUCUAACUGAGAUUGGACAACGUGGAGUGAUCCUAAGUGGUGGUCAGCGUGCACGAGUUAGUCUGGCACGCGCAAUCUACUCAGAUGCGCACAUCUACUUACUGGAUGAUCCACUUAGUGCAGUGGAUGCCAAAGUUGGUAAAUAUUUGUUUGAUAGAUGCAUUAAGGAUUUCUUAGACGGGCGGAUACGUAUUCUCGUCACACAUCAGUUACAGUUUCUGAAAGAAACAGACAGCAUUGUUGUUCUUCGGAAUGGCUCCGUUGUCUGUGAAGGAACAUACAGUCGUAUAGAAAAGGACAAGCAAGUUGCUUGUUGCUUUGUAUCUCAAGAAAAAAAAGAUUUCAAUGGCGAGCAAAACAAUAACGAGAGAUUUUCGGCAUUUAUUGAAGAUACCUUGAAAUCGAUGAAUUCCGCUAAAGAACACCAUGACAGGGUAGAUCUGGAAGAUGAAACGGAGGACAGAAUGGUUGGCACCAUUAAGUGGUGGUUGUACUGGAAAUACUUAAGAGCUGCACUCCCAAUGAUCCUGAUUGUUGGUCUUGCGGUUUUCUUCGCAAUUGUUCAGGUGUUCUUGAUAGCGCCCUUCUGGUGGCUGUCUCACAUGACUGAGAUGCCAUUUGGACAACAGAAGAGCUACACAACGCUUUUGGUGUACGGAUCCAUUGUUACGGGCUCCUUGCUUCUUACGCUAAUAUCCUCGUUCUGUUUCUACCUCGCUGCUCUAAAAGCUUCAGAAAACCUCCAUGACCAGAUGACAAAAGCAGUUAUGAAAGCACCAGUGCUAUUCUUUGACACUAAUCCGGCAGGUCGCAUCUUAAACCGUUUCUCUAAAGAUGUUGGGUGCAUGGACGAUAUCCUUCCAGGAGAAUUCCUUUUUGCCAUUCAGUUGUGUCUAUACUUUUUCAGUGCUACCAUACUUUCAGCAGUAGCAAAUGUGUGGCUUUUUAUCACUUGUACUCCGCUGACGCUUUUGUUUAUUUACUUGGCUAAGUAUUACUUGAGAUCCGCCCGAGAGAUUAGGAGACUUGAAGCGAUAACAUGCAGUCCAGUGUAUUCCCUUAUUGCUGAUAGCUUGGCAGGAUUGGAGAUAAUUCGAUCAUCAGAGAUGCAGGAAGAUUUCCUUCAGAAAUUUUACAAAUAUCAAGACAGAAACACAGCAGCCCUGGCAUUAUUGAAGGCUUCUAUAGUUUGGCUCGCGUUUAGAGGAAACCUAGUGAGUAACUUUCUUGUGACUUCCGUGUCAGCUGGAGCUUUGUUAGCAACGCAGAGUCCUGGUAAGUACUUGUCACUGGGAACUUUCCAUUCCAGCACAAAUUCCAGUCUGAAAUAGAAUACAGUUCCACGACGACAAGAGGCUUUUCCUUGGAUUCAUCUGAUCCUACAGGAGCCUUGUGAAAUAUAAAACAAUAAGUCAAGCUAGAACCAAACAUCAUCCUUCAGAAUUUUUCCGUUUGAUCUCUCUCAAAUUGGACAUCAC
Messenger RNA from Orbicella faveolata, 2421 nucleotides. Its product is annotated as ATP-binding cassette sub-family C member 4-like. Gene Ontology annotation, cellular component: membrane. NCBI's taxonomy places the organism in Eukaryota, Metazoa, Cnidaria, Anthozoa, Scleractinia, Merulinidae. Gene Ontology annotation, biological process: transmembrane transport. The record is from RefSeq and is a predicted model, not a curated record. Gene Ontology annotation, molecular function: ABC-type transporter activity; ATP hydrolysis activity; ATP binding.